Molecule: messenger RNA, 2278 nt
Organism: Mustela lutreola (European mink)
Lineage: Eukaryota; Metazoa; Chordata; Mammalia; Carnivora; Mustelidae
Gene: RASSF6
Product: Ras association domain family member 6
Exons: 12
Coding region: 318-1328 (336 amino acids)
Biological process (GO): signal transduction
Source: RefSeq, a predicted model, not a curated record
GCUUGAUGGUCCUGCAGAGGGACACUGCCGGGCUCCGAGCCUGAGCCAGCUGCGCGCAGAGCCAGAGCCACCCCUCCUCCGCACUUGGCUCCGACCUCCGCAACAGUCCUUAAAACCAUCACCCUAGAUGCUGUGUGGACAGUAGAAUACUAGUCACAGUGCGGAUGCUGGGGAGCGAGUCAUGAGGCGGACGCAGAAAUCCAGGAGGAAGAUGAUGAAGGCCUGGCUCAGUGUGGCAGCACUGGAAAUAGAAGCUUUUGAGGUUCUCAUAUAUAUUGGAGGGUAUCCUCAGAUGACCACAAAAAGGGGAAACGAGGAUGAUGAUGGCUCACCAGUGUGCUUCGUGGAUCUUCGUUAAUGAGAGGACAUUUAUUACCGGAGAACAACUCAAUUCUUUAUUGAAGACCUAUAACAUUUUUUAUGGGAACCAGAAAAAUCUGCAUAUUGUAUAUGGACAGACAAAAGAUGGAGAACCAAUCGUUGAAGGAAUGUUGGACAUUUCCUGGGGAGUAAAACGGCCUAUACAACUGAAAAUCCAAGAUGAGAAGCAAAUCCCUUCUUUUACUAAAGUGAAGUCGCCCGAUGUGUUUUCCGGAAGGGGAAUGACACGCUGGGGGGAAUUUGAUGAUCUUUACCACAUUAGUCAUCUGGACAGGACCCAGAUUCCAGCAUCUGAAGCAACAAAUUCCCAAGAAGAUUAUUUAUCUUAUCACAGUAGCACUCUGAAGCCUUACGCAGGAGAAGAGGCAGAAUCCCCGUUGCUCUAUCGAACCAUGAGUGAAGCUACGCUGGUGAGAAAAAGGAUGAAGCCUCCAGCGAUGGACCGAAAAGAGAGACAGAAGCACAGGGUCUCCAUUAACGGGCACUUCUACAACCAUGAAACAUCGAUUUUCACUCCAGCCUUUGGAUCAGAAACUAAGGUCAGAAUAAACAGUAAUAUGAGGACUGAAGAUGUAAUAGAGCAACUUCUCCAAAAAUUUAAGAUCGAAAAUAGUGCCCAAGAUUUCGCACUUUACAUUGUUUUCGCAACAGGAGAGCGGAGACGGCUAAAGAAAACAGAUGUCCCGCUACUGCACAGGCUCCUGCAGGGACCUUCCAAAGAGAAUGCUCGCAUUUUCCUCAUGGAUAAAGAUACAGAAGAAAUUAGCAGUGAAGUGGCUCAGUACAUUCACUUUCAUUUUUCUCUCCUGGAAUCCAUCCUUCAAAGACUAAAUGAAGAAGAGAAGAGAGCGAUCCAAAGAACAAUAACCAAAUUCAGUACAGAAAAGGCUGCUAUACUGAAAUGUCUUCAAAGUAAACGGGUAGUAAAAACGGAGACAACGGUUUAGCAGUACAAGCUACAAUUGCCGAAACACUUCAGCUGAAUCAGGGGGAUAUUACUAUUUGAUGAAUGCAUACAUUCGACCCUUGCAUUCAUUCAAAUACAUAUGAACUUGGAUCUGUAGGAAAUUGAAUGUCGAAAAAGCUUGUCUCCCUUUGAAGCGAUGAGGUUAAUGAGGGUUCACAGUUGCACUGAAAGGGUCUUGAAUUUAGUUUCAGUAACUGAAACAGGCUUGGAUACUGUGUAUUCCAAAUACUUUAAUAGUAAAACACACCAAUGAACUCAAAUCUAAAUGGUGUUUUCAGAUGUCAUGUCACUUGAACUUCUUUUAGCUCAAAGUAUUGAGAGAACUCGAGCCUCAUCACCGGAUUCUCAGAAAUGAUUCAGAAGUAUAAGUUACCAGCUCUCGAAACACAAAAGGAGCACAUUUUCACCCAAUCAAGGAAUUGGAGGGAGACAGUGUUUCGCAGCUCCCUGAAAACUCGAGCAUCUUUACAAAAUCCAGGACUGUCUUUAUAUGGUCAGUGGCUUUGGCUAUUGGUAACAUCAGAGUUAGCUGUCCUUUGGGAUGGAAACAAUUAUGGGCCCUGUUAAGAAAUCCAAAUUGCAAUUUUCUCAACCUGAGCCCUUUUAGUCCCCGCUCUGUUCUAUUCAUAACUUUCCAAAGUAUUCUUAAGCAUUUUUAAAGUCAGUUGAAUUAGUUUUCUUUAUUUUUCCAAACAAGUUUACCACAGAGACUUAAUAUAUCUAAUCUGCUAGAACAAGAUUUGGCCCACAGUAACCAUUUGUUGCCGAAUGAAAAGAUCAGAUAAUGCAAAAUUUGUAGCGGAAGGUAGGCGAGGAAUCUGGAGCUCUGUUCUUUUCCUUCAAGACAACUCAUUCCAGGAGGUAACUCUCAAGGUACCUCAAAGUCUGCUAAAACCAAUUUGAAAACAAACACAGAGAAUGCCACAAGUA